Molecule: messenger RNA, 2943 nt
Organism: Penicillium angulare
Lineage: Eukaryota; Fungi; Ascomycota; Eurotiomycetes; Eurotiales; Aspergillaceae
Product: putative C2H2 zinc finger domain protein
Exons: 3
Coding region: 1-2943 (980 amino acids)
Source: RefSeq, a predicted model, not a curated record
AUGGCGGAAUACAACAAUACCUCGAUAAACCCAGCAAUUAUUUUCUCGGGGCGGAACCAACGGUCAUCCCAGAACUUGAAUAACAAUGAGAUGAAUGAACAAGAUGCAUUGUCCAACCCAUACAUGUCAAAUAAUGAUGGUCUCGGCUGGCCGGGAGGCUCCAACCUCAUGACUGAAUCGGGCGGAUCUUCCUAUCCAACUAGUUUUUUCACCGAAGACACAAGCCAUACUAGCGACAACCCUGAGUAUCGAUUGAGUGCUAGUACUGUGCUUCCUCAGCCACCCGAGCCUGUCUUCGGCGAGAUGAUGGAUCACCAUGAUGGAAAUCCACAUCCUCUUGUUUCAGUCGGAGUUCAAUUUCCGUACGAUUUUCCACCACACCAAGUUCCACAAAUCCUUGAUUCAGAUCUACAUGACUAUCAUGGAGACCUGAACGACACCGAGGAAGACUCGCCCUCACCAGUGGAAAAACAUCAGGAUAUUCAAGAGACUGUGAAUCUAGAGAGAAUCGGAGUGCCUGGGCGACCCGACCAUCCUUCAAAUAUUCUUCCCCAACAUGAAUUGCUUCAAGAAAUGUACUAUGGUCUUGGUAAUAAAUUUUUUCAGAGGUUGAAUCCUGGAACCUCAAAUGAGGACAGUCGCGAAAGCCUAGUUCAAUUCCAGCAAGGCCUUGAUACUUUGCGUCAAAAUGUCGAUACAAUGCUCCAUAAUCAUGAGCCCAAGGUCUCCGUGGCAGAACGACUUCUUGACGUCCCAGGCUCUUCAAUGCCUACGCGCAAACAUCUAUAUCGAUGCAAGAUACCGAACUGCACAUCCGACACCACAUUUCCGAAGGUGGAAACAUUCAAACGCCAUAUCGAUGCUCAGCAUUUCAGAAAAAUCUCGUAUUAUUGUACUCAGUCCGGAUGUGACAGAUCUGAAGCCAGACGGGAUAAGCUCCUCCAACACUGUAUGACGAGGCAUCUGAUUAAACCAAGGAAGAGUGAAGUCGAUAGAAAAAAGAAAGCAGAGAAAUGUCCAAUUGUGUGUGCCAUCUGCCCAAGGAUGACUCGCUCAUGGAAUGAGUUCUUGAAUUGCAUAAUCGGCCACUCUGUCGUUGAAGAUGAUGCGGUACAGGGUGGGCCGUCUUCAUCUGAACGCGACAAUCAGGGAAACGGCGAUGCUGACGCAGCACCUAGUAACGGAUCAUUUUUUCCAAGGACAGGAGCUGCGAGGCUAGGAGGAAUUACUACAAGCCAAAUUCCAAGCGGAUAUGGAAAUGUCACCGCAAGACGAGUGUCAUCGUCGUUGCUGAGUCCGAACAGUCCACUUGACUCCGAUACCACCGCCUCUGAUAUGUUUCGUGGCUUUUCUGACGGCAUUAACCUGCCCCAAGCUCCCCCAAACGGACUCCAAGGGGUCCAAGAGGGACGUCGUAGCUCGGACAGUCACCUCCAUCCUGAUGUGCUGCAGCGUCCUCGGUAUCCUCAGCAGCCCCCUCCACCGCCUCCCCCUCGGCCACGACAACCAGACAUGGGUCUUCAAGAACGGCUUCAAUGCCAUGCGUGCGGACAUCUUUUCAAUCAGAGAUGCUGCAGACAGCAGAAUCCACGCGAAAGGUGUCAUGAAUGCGCCGCAAGGAUGCAUGCAGUCAGAUUGCAGAUUCCCCAAGCCCACUGGUCAAACCGGCGCGGCCCACUUGAUGCCGUUGCUCCCAUGUACCAGCAGAUGCGGAACUAUGGGGCUCCGAUGAAUGUCCCCUUUGGGGAAGUCGUUUAUCAGCCCCAGCAACCACCGCACCAAAGGCCAUCUGGUGGUCGAGGUACAAGCUUCCCGGGCUAUUUUGGCGACCACUACAAUGUCUCGAUGCUAACAAGCAUCAAUGUGCCUGGCUUGAGUGAAGGCCAUAUGGAGAGCCUACUUGAUUCAAAGACCGUAAAUCCUCCAUUUGGCUUUACCUGGCUCAGCCGUCUACCUAUUCGCGUCCCAUCCCCGAAGGGAAUGAUCAAUGUGCCUCGGAGUGCAGGUGCCAUUCCCCUGGAUUAUAAUGGUCCAGUUGUCCUGCCCCAAGUUGACCUACCUUUGAAUACUAUUCAAGACAAUCAGUGUCGGUGUCCCUGUCGCUUGAAGGCACUGGAGCGCUCCUACACCAAAGCUCGCGUUGAACUGGCUCCCGGGAGGGUCCUCGAUGUUAAAAUGAAGAUCCUCGCCAACGACCGAUCUAGCCAUCCGCUUCGCACACGCGUAAGAGUCGUCGUCAAGCUCCUAAAGUUGCGCUCGUCAGUCGCCCGGCCCAACAACAAAAAGAAGACAGAGGAAGAAGCUAGAGCCAUCAAGAAGGCGCUCAAGACCAGCCUCGAUGUCCCCGAUGCUGAAUCCGGUUCGAAGUCCCACUCCAUCAAGUUCAUUGAGAAUAUUGAUGAUAUCAAUGACCCCGACGGUUCAGACUUGGAUAGUGACGACACUUGUUCCGAUUCCGAUACUGAGUCCGUCACCUCUUCUGUCUCAGCAACAUCCUCAAUCUCAGAAUUCUCCGUCCAAGCCGAGAGCAAGCCUGGAUCCCCCGAUGUAUCCGGCGAACCAUUCCCCAAUGAGUUCAACAACUUCGAUGACGGCUCCCUCCCCCCAUCCUCAUUCUCUGAUGACACCCACGACCUCGACGAAAUAACACCUUACCAUCACCAAGGAUGUGAUCAUCCCUUCUUCACUGACGAAGCCGAAGAAAUCUUCGCCGAAGACCUCGAAGAAACCGAAUUGGAGGUCGCCCUUGAUCUAGACCUUCAAACCUGUCUAAGCAGACUAUCUAUUCCGACAGAUGGUCUCGUUGACUUCGACCAACCUGACCUCGACCAGAAGAUCACCGACCCCAACCACAUUUUCCAAUAUUUCGUUCGAUACAUACUGUAUGUGAUCGUUGCAUUGAGUAAUUCCCGAAAGCAUGGCUCGCCUUCUCUUUUAGAAUAA